This is a messenger RNA of Salvelinus sp. IW2-2015, 1515 nucleotides long. RefSeq names its product sirtuin 6 (gene sirt6). NCBI's taxonomy places the organism in Eukaryota, Metazoa, Chordata, Actinopteri, Salmoniformes, Salmonidae. Gene Ontology annotation, biological process: negative regulation of transcription by RNA polymerase II. Gene Ontology annotation, molecular function: histone H3K9 deacetylase activity, NAD-dependent; NAD+ binding; transcription corepressor activity. Gene Ontology annotation, cellular component: nucleus. The record is from RefSeq and is a predicted model, not a curated record.
GUCACCAAACUGGGUCUCAACAACGAGCAAGUGGGCUGGUUUUCAAAAAGAAACAAAAGCUCAUUGCGUUGAACGGGAAUAUUUACGAGAGCAUUGAGGUAUAUUUCUGAGUUUUUGUUGAGGAGCUGCAGUAAUGUCUGUAAACUACGCCGCUGGACUGUCUACAUAUGCGGACAAAGGUGUAUGCGGGCUCCCCGAGUCGUUUGACAGUAAAGAAGAGUUAAAGGGGAAGGUGGAGGCUCUGGCCCAGCUGAUUAGGGAGUCCCAGUACCUGGUGGUCCACUCUGGGGCAGGCAUCAGCACCUCUUCAGGCAUACCUGACUUCAGGGGUCCCAAAGGAGUGUGGACCAUGGAGGAGAGGGGCGAGUCUCCCCACUUUGACACCACAUUCGAGGAAGCUCGGCCCAGCCUCACUCACAUGGCCCUGCUGGGGCUGCAGAGAGCCAGCUACCUCAAAUACCUCAUCAGCCAGAAUGUGGACGGCAUCCACGUCCGCUCCGGCUUCCCCAGAAAUCUGCUCUCUGAGUUGCAUGGGAACAUGUUCGUGGAGGAGUGUGGGAAGUGUGGCAAGCAGUAUGUGCGGGAAAAGGUGAUUGGUGUGAUGGGGCUGAAACCCACUGGAAAAUACUGUGAGGAGGUCCGGGGAAGAGGACUCAGGUCCUGCAGGGGGAAGCUCAUCAGUACCAUACUGGACUGGGAGGAAGCUCUGCCUGAAAAAGACCUCAACAGAGCCGAAGAAGCUAGCAGACGGGCCGACCUGGCGCUGACCCUGGGUACCUCUCUGCAAAUCAAGCCCAGCGGAGACCUGCCCCUCUUCACCAAACGCAAGGGGGGCAAGGUGGUCAUCGUCAACCUUCAGCCCACCAAACAUGACAAACACGCGCACCUGCGUAUCAACGGUUAUGUGGACGAGGUCAUGAGCCAGCUGAUGGAACUGCUGGGAUUGGACAUUCCAAAGUGGGAYGGGCCCACCGUCUGCGAGAGCUCCACCCCUGACCAGAAACCGCUACCUGCCAUCGYUACAAAGAAGGAAGUAAAGAAGGGUGUGAAGAAAGAGGCUAAAAGGGAGGGUAGGAAAAGACUAGGAGAACCAAAGAAGGAAGAGGAGGAUGAAGAGAAGAUUGCAGUAAAGAAAGAGAGGGCGGAACAAACAACAGAAGAGCAUGAGAAAGACCUGCAGGCCUGUACUGACUCUAGCCCUAUCCUAGGCCAAACACAGAACCAGGACCUGUCCAGAGGUGGAGACAAGAACAAGGGGGCCAGCUCCCCAACCCUCUCCCUCUGACAGUUCAGACAGCCCCCAAGAGCCCAACAGAGUAAAGAAUCAGCCAGUAGUGUCUUAGUAUUGUCCCCCCAACUUAUCAGUUCUUAUACACACUGACCUAGAACAAUGGUAAUAUGCUGCCUGGGACCAAUGCAGAAAGGUCUGUGUAAGUGAGAAUGUACAGUACCAGUCCAACGUUUGGACACACCUACUCAUUCAAGGGUUUWWAUUUUUUUUWGCUAUUUUCUACA